Molecule: messenger RNA, 2451 nt
Organism: Styela clava
Lineage: Eukaryota; Metazoa; Chordata; Ascidiacea; Stolidobranchia; Styelidae
Product: collagen alpha-1(XXI) chain-like
Source: RefSeq, a predicted model, not a curated record
UGCAGCUUCAAAUAUUAGUGUACGGAAUUAUACUACUGGUAACAACAAAAGUAGACGUAUAUGGGUUCAACUUGGCCUCGACUGACGGAACUGUACAAUAUAUGGUAUCACCUGUUGUUGCACAAUUUGGUAUCAAUUCAUCACUUCAACUACCCACCAACGUGAACAGUUCUUUCUAUGGAUACGACUUCAAAAUAAUUGUUAAUAGCGGAGGAAAUAUCAGCAUGUUGAUCGGAUCUCCAAAAAUGAUAGAUCCCGCCUCUAUGAAUUUGCAGAUAUCUGAAAGCACAAACAAAGCGGAACAAAUUGAGCCAAAAGGAAGCAUUCACGUUUGCCAACUUAAUGAGAAGAUUUUUCAAGGAAUAUCUCCAAAAUGUACCGUUAGUAAACCCACACAACCCAAAGCAGGAGACAAUUUUGGGAUAUCAAUUUCAACAACGGUUUCGGCAAAUAUCAUGUCAUGCUCGAUAACUCGAAUACAAGAUUGUGGAAAUUUGAACUACACACCGGGAUUUUGUUUCAAAUCAAACAACUUUGGUUUAACGUGGGAAAAGGAUAAAAGAACCAAAAUGCUAGGAUGUUCAAUACGAAAUAACGAACUUUUGUUUGUCUUGGAUGGAUCUGGAUCCGUUUUAAAAAAAAAUUUCCUGAUUGUCAAGAACUGGGUAAAGACUAUAACUAAAAAAUUAAACAUUGACAAAGGUGCAGUAAGAGUUGGAGUCGUUCAAUAUUCCGAAUAUGAUAAUACUUUAGAUAUUCAGAAGCAACCCCAAAUAAAAACAUAUAUUAAAAUAGGACAGUACACGGACUACCAAUCUUUUGCUGCUGCCAUGGACGAGAUACCUUUUUUAUCUGGGCUCUCAACCCAUACCGGUGAAGCCUUGAAGAAAGUUGUUUACGAUUUUAAAAAUACUGAACAUUUCAAGGAAGCAAAACAAGUUAUGGUUCUACUAACGGAUGGAAAAGCUUCCGAUACAGAAAAAUCAAUUUCAGCAAAUGCUAAAACAUUACGGGAUAUGGGAGUAACAACCUACGCCGUUGGAGUUGGAAACUAUGAAAGACGUGAACUGAGAUUAAUUGCAAAUGGUAAUCCAUUGAACGAUACUGGCGUAUUUAAAGCUAAAAACUUUGAUGCACUUGAUGCAAUCGCAAAUGAAUUACAAAAUGAAAUUGAUGAAAGUCUUGCUUUAGAAGGUUCGAAUGGGGGACAAACAACCGCUGGUUAUAAAAUGGAAUUCGGUGCAGUUGGUAUUGUUGCAGCAUACAGUACAUUAAAACCGGAGAUUCGAAGAUUGCGUAAUGAUACAAGAACCAAUUCGGUAACAAUUAUUUACUGAUAUUCAGUUAUUAAUUAAACUGAACAGGGUGUUGAUACGGUAUGGAUGUUUCCUCGACCAUUGAGCCCAGAAUAAUUCUCCCUAUAUCUUACUAUUGCAAAAAUUUAGCAUGCUUAUUUUGCGAGUGUUUUGGGAGUUGUAACUCACAAUUGGAUUUACAUGCUCAAAACCAUUCUUUUAUUAAAAUAUACAACCACGUGCCGAGUACAGGUACGAAUAGUAAAUUUUAGUCUAGUCAAUUGCAGCUUUUCUCUGACUAAUUUUUGAUUAUUGUAAAUAAACUAAAGCUCGUAGAAAGAAAUAAUGACAAUUGAAAUACUCCAUUUACAACUAAUUUUUGGCAACAUAACUGAAAACUGACAAAUAAAACAAACGCAAAACCAGGCAAUGAAUAUCUGCGAUCGAAGUGUCGUCUGAGUGGCUGCAAAAUUACAAUUGUUACGUCAUGUUUGACUUUUUGUUGAUUGGUCCUUGUUACGAAAAAUAAACAAGGAAAAAGAUGCUCGUAGAAACAUCCAUUACAAAUAUAUGUAUUGAUAUGUAGGAUGUCCAACUUGCAGCCGUAACUAUUGUAUCGUGUUUAUUUUUCCAUGUUAACUAUUUGUGUGAAGAUGUGUGUGUGUGUGUGUGAAAACAGUAUGUUUCUAGCUUGUGUGCUGUAUGUUUGGUAUGUAUGUGUCAGUUUCUAUACGCUCGCAUGUUUGCUUGGGACGACGGCCGCGGUGUAUAAUACGAGAUUUUAGGAUGGGAUACGGGAAAGACGACGAAGAUAAUUCAACUGCAAAUAUACACCUAGGUAAGUGUUUGCUAUUCCGACGAAACAAAAGGAUUUCCACUAAACAUAUUAUAUAAUUUUCAUAGGUCUGGGAAAUGUGUAGAUUUGCAGGAACAUCAACAAAGACAAGUUAAAUAAACAAAAAUAAACGAACAACGGUGUUGGAAACGACAGCAUAAUUUAUCCGGAAGAACCGAUUUCAUAACAAAUCAAUAUUCAAUCCUAGUGCUGCUAUAUGAGGAUAUCUCCAAUUUUCAAGCAUCUUUGUUCAAUAUAACAGACUAUCAAGCUAACCUUUUAUUUCAUCCAUGACAUUGCAUUAGCACGACAUAAAGUCCA